This is a messenger RNA of Alternaria rosae, 2061 nucleotides long. RefSeq lists its product as uncharacterized. NCBI's taxonomy places the organism in Eukaryota, Fungi, Ascomycota, Dothideomycetes, Pleosporales, Pleosporaceae. The record is from RefSeq and is a predicted model, not a curated record. Gene Ontology annotation, biological process: DNA-templated transcription. Bases 1 to 2061 code for a protein of 686 amino acids. Gene Ontology annotation, molecular function: zinc ion binding; DNA binding. The transcript is spliced from 5 exons.
AUGAGCGCCCUAGGAAAGACCGUCUGGCAACGUCAGUUGGAUGACCUGACUCGAAGUUCUGAUUUUGACCCCUCCAGUGCCAAAGACCGCAACCACGCCCUCGUCUCCGUCCUCAAAGACCUCAGUCUGCGCGUCAGUGACGAUGACCGACGCCGAAUUGAAGAUGCCCUCCAGGAUUCAGAUGACGAGGUCGGGUCGCCCGUCUCCAUAUCCUCUUCUUCCCGAGCAUCCGCCCCUCAGCCAUUCUCUCAGCACUCGCGCAUGCACCCCUUUGCCUCGUCCUCUAGCCAUGUGCCGCUCGGAGCAGAAACGUCGCCCACAUCAGAUCAGUCGCCCCUUCCUCGCCUGGACGGUAUCGGCCCCGAAGAAUCUGGCGAUGAAGACUGUGGCGAGCUGCCCAAUGUAGUCGAAGCAGGCUUCCUGGGCCAGAUCUCCGAAGUACAAUGGCUGCAGACUCUCAGAAGCCGAGUACAGGCUCUUGAUACCGUUCUGCUUGGCCCACCUGACACCACUGCGCCACUCUCUCAGCCAUCCUCGCCUACUUUCGCUGCCUCACCAACCUCCCUUGCCGCAAGCCCGCUCAAACACAUCGCUCUCACCAACUACUAUCUCGACGACGAAGGCAUCAAGCUCACAGACUGCGGAAACCCCUUUGAAUUACCCCCCGAACACAUGGCAGCGCUGCUAUUCCAGUGCUUCACCCAGACCAUCCAAGGCUCAUUUCCUAUCCUUCCCCCAACCAUUGAGCACCAGCUGCAUCAGUACUACACCCUAGUUCGGAAUGGGCAGGCUAUACAUUGUCCGGAGAAGUGGUUUGCGCUUGUCAACCUCGUUUUUGCCAUAGGCGCCAAGUUUUCACAUCUCAUUCAGGCUGACUGGCGGGCCGACGAGCUGGAUCACCUCGUCUACUUGUCCCGUGCUUUUCAAUUACUUAGCAUGAAUGACACAAUCGUCGUUCUGUCAACUCCGGAUCUGCUCACAACGCAGGCAAUGAAAUUUGCUCGGGCUUGGGUAAUGGUAGGCAUGGCGAUGCGAUCCGCUUUUUCGCUCGGACUUCACGUGCAACAAGAUGACCAGUCGGUCUCUGCCACCCGGAGGCAAAGUAUGAUCUGCACCUGGUGGAGUUUACAUGCCCUGGAGAGCAUGCUGAGUUCGAUCACGGGUCGGCCAAGCAUUAUACCCAACGAGGACAUCACAACUCCAUUUCCCAGUGUCGUGAAUAGCGAUCAGACCCAAAACGUACCUGUGCCCAGUCUCGACUUCCUCGAUGCCGAUACCCACCUAAAUCUCCUGACCCAGCAAAUCAUCUCCAACCUCUACACACAACGCAGAUCUGCGCCAUCAUGGGAUUACCUCCAACAGAUGACCAUCUCUCUAUGCUCAGACCUUGACAAAUGGGCAUUCGAAUACAUCCCCCAAGUUCAUUCAGAAGAAGGGGUCUCAGCUCACAUGCAACAACGCGACGUCUUCUUGCUUAAACUGCAAUACUAUCGACUGAAGAUUCUGACGACUCGUCCCUCACUCCGCCGUAUUGAACGCUGCUUUCAAGCCGGAACCGAUGACUUCAAUUCGCUCGACCAGUCUGUGGCAGAGUCGUGUGUACAAGCGGCACGAGAUGUUGCCUCGCUCCUGGCAAACGAGCCUAAUGUUAGGAGUUUAUAUGAAAAAGGGCCAUGGUGGACAAUUGUCCACAACAUCGUGCAAGCACUCGCCGUUCUCAUGAUAGCCAUAUCCUGCCCCGAUCACUUCCGCGACACACUACAAGCGUCCGUGUACAGCACACGUCAACUCGUCACUUCACUCCGCAGCAUGUGCGACACAAACAUGUUAGCUUCCCGCGCCUACCAGGUUAUCUAUUCGAUAGUCAAAACCUCAAAACCAUACGUGUGGGCUGAUAUAGAGGAUGCCGUCCCAGAUGAGGUCAUCAUGGUGCUACAACAGCCUGCACCAGCAAAGGUCGAUCCGCAGUAUUUGCCAUGGCCGGAAAACGACCAGUCAUCCGAGGCCCUUUUCCGUUAUGAAAUGGACAAUUUCGGCAACUACCAUUUCCACAUGUUAUGA